AUGUUCAAACCCACGCAGCCAAUGAUGGUGCGUUUGCGCCUGACUACCAAGCAGGUCAAUGGUGGCUACUACAAGGGAAACCGGACCGGCUCGAUGGGUCACUUCGACAAGAGAGGCACAUACAGGCCCGAUAUGUCAAAGCACCGUGUUUAUAUGCCCGCGGAAAACCUCGAAAUUCCUGGGAGACGCUACACCCCCGAGACUGCGAAGGAGCCAUUCUUGCUCGGUCCCUUCGUCACAAAACACAUGCGCAGGACACCUUCGAACUACGUUCAAGAUAUCGAGAGAAAUGGCCGACGGAUUACUGUGAUCAGAGGAUUUGAGGGCAAAGACUAUUUGGAGAAGUGGGCCGAGACCGCUGAAGCCGAAGAGGCCCGACUAGCACAACCGUACCCCGAGAAUAUCAAGAAGAUUGAGACCAAGCCGACCAAGCCGGCCCCGCAGAUUCAGCAGGCUGAGCAGAUUAAGAACCAAGAACUGGCUCAAACGCCCAAGACAUCUACGCCCACGCCCGGCAAGUUCCUUUUCUAG
Molecule: messenger RNA, 531 nt
Organism: Penicillium vulpinum
Lineage: Eukaryota; Fungi; Ascomycota; Eurotiomycetes; Eurotiales; Aspergillaceae
Product: mitochondrial 54S ribosomal protein mL41
Exons: 2
Coding region: 1-531 (176 amino acids)
Source: RefSeq, a predicted model, not a curated record